UUAUGGAAACUCUGGUUGGGUCAGAAGGUUUACUCAUUCUCACUUCUUUUCCAUUUUAAUAAAUUGUUUUUUAAGAAAAACUCGCUGGCCUGGUCUCGAUGGCUUUCUCUCUCGUCUUCUCACGAUCGCUGAAAUCGAAUGUUUGUUCAGAGCGAGAAAAUGGCUUCGAAACGGAUCUUAAAGGAGCUCAAGGAUCUUCAGAAAGAUCCUUCGACCUUGUACACUGCUGGUCCAGUUGCUGAAGACUUGUUUCAUUGGCAAGCUACAAUAACGGGUCCAUCAGACAGUCCUUACUCAGGUGGAGUCUUUAUCUUAACCAUUCACUUCCCUCCGGAUUAUCCUUUCAAACCACCAAAGGUUGCGUUUAGGACAAAAGUGUUCCACCCUAAUGUCAACAGCAACGGCAUCAUUUGCUUCAACAUUUGCCACGACGUUUUGAAAGAACAAUGGAGUCCUGCACUCACAAUAUCCAAGGUUUUGGUUUCGAUAUGUUCAUUGUUAAGGGAUCCAAAUCCAGAUGAUCCUAUGGUUCCGGAGAUUGCUUAUAUGUAUAAAACCGAUAGAGGCAAGUAUGAGUCCACUGCAAGAAGCUGGACCCAGAAGUAUGCAAUGGGAUAAAGUUUCUUCUUUUGAUCCCUUUCUUUGUUCCCUGAUUAUCAUUUUGUUGUCUUCCUUGCAUUAAUAUUUGAAAAUUAAAUAGUCUAUAAUUAUUUAGACCAAUCAAACAAUGUGAAUCCUUGAAAAUUAGAUAAAUACCAAAACAAAUUUUCAAAUUUUAAGGAGUAUCCAAACAAUGAGACGUUGCAUUGUUGUUGGUUAGUGCAUUUGUGAUACUCU
Molecule: messenger RNA, 837 nt
Organism: Brassica napus (rape)
Lineage: Eukaryota; Viridiplantae; Streptophyta; Magnoliopsida; Brassicales; Brassicaceae
Product: ubiquitin-conjugating enzyme E2 28-like
Exons: 4
Coding region: 139-618 (159 amino acids)
Biological process (GO): protein polyubiquitination
Cellular component (GO): nucleus
Molecular function (GO): ubiquitin conjugating enzyme activity
Source: RefSeq, a predicted model, not a curated record